AGACUAGUUCAGUACUUGGGAAACUUCUGUGGUUUGUGUGCCUAGUAACUACUUGCAAGUAUUAAUAUUAUUCUCACUGAUAUACACUGGAAACCAGGAAGAGUUAGUUCUACUAAUGUUUCACGAAGUUAAGUUUGAAAAAAUAUAAAAUUUAUUAAUCAUAAACAGAUUGUUAUUACCCUCGAUGCUGUGGAAUUUGUUCAAUUGUGGAUUACAAUAAUUUUAGCUGAAUUGAGAAUAUCAACAUCUCUAUUUCAAAACUGAUCCAUUCAUUUAUCUUAUUUUUAUGUAAAUUAAAUUAAUUAUAAUUUAGUCAUUCUUACUAACAACAAAUGUUAAGAAGCCCAAUGGAUUGCGCGUUCGAGGAUUUUCGUCGUGUUAGCAAAGUUUCAUUGCCACCGUCAGAGCAAAUUUUGUGGAAUUCCUUAAUCAAUAAGCAAACGAGUAGAGCUGAUUAUGUAUGGAUUGAUGAUGCAAAAAUAAUCAGGAGUAAAAUUAUGAUAAUUUCCGGAUCUAUACAAGGAAUUUCUGAACUACCUUUGGAAGAGUACUCAUCAAAAUAUACUCUUCGUCCUGUUUCGUUAUUUGAUAAUAUUGAUCCAAAUGAAAAUCAUGUGCUUGUUCUUUGCGAAAUGGCUGAUCUUCAUCUAGCAAAACCAAGUUACAAAGAGAAUAAGCGACAAGCAUACAAGAAGAUCAUUUUAUCUGAUAAAGUGGUCACAAUGGAUCUACUUUUUGAAAUUGAACAGGAAUUCACAUUCAAAGAAUGCGUUGACAUGUUGGACUUUCACAUUUCCAAGUGUCAUGCAAUUAUUGAAGCUUUUGGCAAAUCUUGUGUGAAUGCUUUGAUUCCAAUAUGCAGUAUCACGUACAAAUCUUCGCAUAAUGAAUGUUGGUCAUACAAAAUUGGACCAUGUACGGGGCGACAGGCAGCUGAUAUGUUGUGGGUUUCUCGCUUUAUAAUAAGUCGUAUUUCUCAAGAGCUUGAUAUGACAAUUACUUUCGAACCGUUGAAUACCGUUGCAUCAGGCGAAUACCCUGCCGAAGAAUAUCGACCGAGCACCAAGUAUCGAUUCUCAUCUGGAAAUAUGCGCGACAGAGCAAAAACGGCAAUAUAUAUGGAAACUUGUUAUAGUAAAUUCUUGAAGUACUCUGAAUAUGAUCAAAAAAGUUUGGAAGAUGUUUAUGGUAGAGGGUGUCUAUAUUCGUUAGAUCUGAUUAGAAUUUGUCAUUCGGCUGGGAAAAGAGUGUACAUUGAGGAUGGUAGACCUAGCGGCUAUAGCGAUCCUUACGAUGUAAUCAGUUAUAUUAUAAAAAAAUGUUUUUUGUAAGAUUUUGUAACAAUACUUAUUGUUUUACGAACGUCAGUUUAAAUAUGUUAAUUUUCUAUUUGUCAAUGGUUACGCAUACAAGUGUCAAACUAAUAUUCAAUGUAAUAUUAAAAAAAAUCAUGAAAUGUUCUGGAAUGUAUAAGGUUUGUCGUUACACUUUUUAAAAUGAAUUGUAACAAUUGACAGAUAUGUAAUUAUGUCAAAAUCUUUUGAUAUCUGUUCAUAUUUUUCAAGUGAUGUUAUGGAAUUAUUUUUAUUAAGAAUUUUUGUUGAUACGCUUUCUAUUUGUAACUGGGUAACUGGCGAGUGUACUUAUGUUUGACUAGAAUAAAUAUUAACUAGCUUUAUAAAAAAAACCUUUAGCAGUGUUUCGAUUCGCAUGUAUAAAAUGAAUGUCUACCAAUAAUGUAAUAAAAAUAACAGUUGAUAACGCGACAUGUACGUCUA
Molecule: messenger RNA, 1778 nt
Organism: Phymastichus coffea
Lineage: Eukaryota; Metazoa; Arthropoda; Insecta; Hymenoptera; Eulophidae
Product: glutamine synthetase 2 cytoplasmic-like
Exons: 4
Coding region: 333-1331 (332 amino acids)
Cellular component (GO): cytoplasm
Molecular function (GO): glutamine synthetase activity
Source: RefSeq, a predicted model, not a curated record